Messenger RNA from Trypanosoma cruzi, 1437 nucleotides. RefSeq lists its product as uncharacterized. The record is from RefSeq and is a predicted model, not a curated record. Lineage: Eukaryota; Euglenozoa; Kinetoplastea; Trypanosomatida; Trypanosomatidae. The coding region runs from base 1 to 1437 and encodes 478 amino acids. The transcript has a single exon.
AUGGCGCUCUCCUCUCAGUGGGCCCAGUCUGUUGUUGUGCGGUCAGAUGACGGAAAGAUUUUCCAUCCGAAGCAGGUAUCUUCAGCCGCCUACACUUACGCGGCUGUGGGUCGUCCCAUCAUUGUGCGUCCUCGUGAUCCACGCGUCUUCACCGCGACCUCGUCAAGUGAUUGGCGGGAAUCCGGGGGACUAGAAGGAGAAGGAGAAGAAAAGGGCGGAGGUAAUGUGCAUGCCGCCGCCGGAGGUGGUGGUCGCGCCUCUUUUUUGUCAUCGCUUGUCGCUGCAAAUGACGUGGCUGGGACGUUUUGGAUUCCCGAUCCAAAAAGAAACGAGGUGGGCCUGUUGGAGGCCAUACAUCGCCGUACGGCGGCUAAUCGCACGCAUGUAUUACUUCACAGCCGGCCCCUGCCGGAACUGCAGUUUAAUUUCUCCACAUGCCAGGGCGAUAACAUCGAUCUCUCCCACGACGUGUUCCGUCUCUCAAAGACAUCCAUGGCGCUUCUGCAGAUGGAACGCAAUUUGGCUGACAGGGAGGAGAUCAUCGUACGAUCGGACGCCGAUGCCGGUGGGAAUGGAAAAUUCGGCCGCAUGGAUAGCGAUGGUCGGAGACACACACAUGCCCCAACCAGUUCUUCGACCAGCAUAUCCGGCAAAACCUUCAAGGAUCAGCUGCGGCACGGUCUGCGCGCUAUUCACGAAGAAGAGUAUUAUCUUGUGCGAUACCGCGACUACAGUGCCUGGGGCGUGCAGUAUUACGGCGACAUUGCAAAGAGGGAUCACUUUUGGGGAAAAAAGUAUGUGGAACAGUGCUUUGCGGUGCACGUUGGCAAGGAACCAGGGGAAUUGAUUCCCAUUACAGAGGCACAGUUCUUGUUCGGUGUGGAGUUGCUGCAGCGAAAGCUGCUUGAGCAAGUUGGCAUAGGUGUCACUAUGGAUAUCAACUACCUGGCACUGAGCAAGGACCAGUUCCGCUCACUAGGAGUUCUUUUGGGUGAUGGAAUGCGAGACGUGGGCGUCGAAGGCGAAGAACUCCGCCGUCGCCAAGAGGCGGAGAAGGAAGAAGAGGAAAAACGUCGUAGGGCAAAUUUGCAUUCGGAUGCGUAUGAACCGCCGAGUAUGUUGGACUGGAGUCCAUCCGCGAUAAAGAAGCGCCUUGACCACCAGCUGCGGCGGCAAUACCAGGCACUUGGCCGCCUCGUUGUGCGUGGUGCUGUGCUCGGUGUGGGCGUGUACGUGGUGUGGUCGUACGUCAAGCGCGCCCUUCCAAGUGAUGCUGGCGGUGUAAACAGUCGGGGCCAACGAAGGAACCGUUUGGGCGGGCGGGAUGGCUACCGCGGGGACGACGUCACCUUUGCACCGAAGGGCUUCCUGCGUAGUGUUGUAUUGGGCCCGAAGGAGGUGUUCGACUAUCUUCUUGCACCCACUCCCGGCAACUGA